UACACAACUCCUUUUCUACUACGGAAGAGAAGAAAGAAAGAAGAAGCGAGAGAUCUAAUGAGCAUAUUCGGGUUGGGAGGAAAGAUUCUCGGGGAGGUCGCUAAAGGCGCCGGUGAGGCCCUCAGAACUACCGGCGACAUCACUGGCUCGAUCAUAGAUGCCGGAAAUAACAUCACCCAACGAGCCAUCGGCGAUAUCACCGGUAUCGGGAAGAAGAAGAUCAAAGGGAAGGUGAUUUUGAUGAGAAGCAAUGCCUUGGAUUUCACUGAGUUACACUCCACUGUCGUUGAUACUUUCGUUGAGCUGUUGGGAAGUUCGAUUGUUCUUCAACUCAUUAGUGCAACUAGUGUUGAUCACCACUCAAACAGCCCGCGAGGGAAAGUCGGAAAAAAUGCUUACUUGCAGAGGUGGGCGACCACAAUGCCACGGCUGUUUGCAGGAGAAUCUGUGUUUGAAGUUAACUUUGAAUGGGAAGAGGGCUUUGGACUUCCGGGGGCUUUCUACAUAAAAAAUGGCCAUACCACUGAGUUUUAUCUCAAGUCCCUUACUCUUGACAAUGUCCCUGACUAUGGAACUGUCCAUUUUGACUGCAACUCAUGGAUUUAUCCUUCACGAAGAUACAAGAAAGAUCGUAUUUUCUUUGCCAAUAAGACUUAUCUUCCGAACGAAACACCAGAUCCACUCCUUAAGUAUAGAGAGGAGGAGUUGCUGAAUCUUAGAGGUGAUGGAAAAGGAGAGCGUCAAAAAUGGGAUAGGAUCUAUGACUACGAUGUCUACAACGACAUUGGCGAUCCUGAUGGUGGUGCUAGCCUUGUUCGUCCCAUUCUUGGAGGGAGUGAAUAUCCUUAUCCUCGUAGAGGAAGAACGGGAAGACCACAUGCAAGAAAGGAUCACAAGUCUGAAAGCCGAAUGAAAUCGGUGGUGGGGUUAGAUAUUUACGUACCAAGAGAUGAAAAUUUUGGACACUUGAAGAUGGACGAUUUCCUUGCGUAUGCAUUGAAGUCACUUUCUUCAUCUGUCACGCCAGGCCUUCAAAGUGUAUUUGAUUUUACUCCAUUGGAAUUUGACAAAUUCAAAGAAGUUCAUGAUCUCUAUGAUGGAGGAUUUCCCAUUCCAUUUAAUGUUCUUAGGAACCUCACUGAAGGCCUAACACCACCCAUGUUCAAAGAACUUUUAAGGACCGAUGGUGAACGAUUCCUCAAAUUUCCCCCUCCUCAAAUCGUCAAAGAUGAUAAGUCUGCCUGGAGAACUGAUGAAGAGUUUGCGAGAGAAAUGCUGGCUGGAGUGAACCCUAUUAUCAUCCAACGUCUUCAACAUUUUCCACCGUUGAGCAAGCUCGAUCAUAAGGUUUAUGGAAACCAAAAUAGUACAAUCACUGAAGAACACAUAAAACAUGGUUUAGAUGGACUCACCGUCGAUGAGGCAAUGAAGCAAAACAGGCUAUAUAUAUUGGAUCACCAUGAUGCAUUGAUGCCAUAUCUUAGGAAAAUAAAUUCAACAUCUACAAAGACUUAUGCCACAAGAACAAUACUGUUUUUGAAAGCUGAUGGGACUUUGAAGCCAUUGGUUAUUGAGCUGAGCUUGCCACACCAGCAAAAGGAUGAAUUUGGUGCCAUUAGCAAGCUAUAUUUUCCAGCUGAAGAAGGAGUUGAAAGCUCAAUUUGGCAACUAGCCAAGGCUUAUGUGGCUGUAAAUGAUGCUGGGUAUCAUCAACUUAUCUGCCACUGGUUGAAUACACAUGCAGUACUGGAGCCUUUUGUGAUUGCAACACAUCGACAAUUAAGUGUGCUUCAUCCAAUUCACAAGUUGCUUGCUCCCCAUUACAAAGACACCAUGUUCAUCAAUGCAUUUGCAAGGCAAACUCUAGUUAAUGCUGAUGGUCUUCUGGAACAAACUCAUUUUCAAUCAAAGUAUGCCAUGGAGUUGUCUUCUUAUAUAUACAAGGAAUGGAAUUUCCUUGAACAAGCACUGCCUGCCAAUCUUUUGAAGAGAGGGGUAGCAGUUGAAGAUCCAAGUUCCCCACACGGGGUUCGACUUUUGAUAGAAGAUUAUCCCUUCGCCGUCGACGGGCUGGAGAUUUGGUCCACAAUAAAAAACUGGGUCAUAAACUACUGCUGUCUCUACUACAAAGACGACGCGGCCAUCCAAAACGACGUCGAACUCCAAUUAUGGUGGAAAGAGGUCCUAGAAAAAGGCCAUCCCGACCUACAACACAAACCAUGGUGGCCCAAAAUGCACACCCUCGCCGAGCUAAUCGAGUCCUGCACCAUCAUCAUAUGGAUCGCUUCCGCCCUCCACGCCGCCGUCAACUUCGGCCAGUACCCUUACGGCGGCUUCAUUCCCAACCGACCAACCGUAAGCCGCAGACUGAUGCCGGAGGCAGGCAGUGCAGAGUACAAAGAACUCGAGUCGAACCCCGAAAAGGCCUUCUUGAGAACAAUCAACUCCCAGUUCCAGUGCCUCAUUGGGAUGUCCCUGAUUGAAAUAUUGUCGAGGCACGCUUCUGACGAGGUCUACCUCGGGCAGAGAGCCAGCGUGGAAUGGACUUCAGAUGCAGCUGCAUUGGCAGCGUUUGAGGAAUUUGGAAAACAAGUGUUUGAAGUUGAGGAACGAAUUAUGGAGAGGAAUCGAAACAUCAAUUUGAAGAACAGAACUGGGCCUGCUAAUGUGCCGUACACUUUGCUGAUUCCAUCGAGCUCUGAAGGGCUCACUGGCAGAGGAAUUCCCAAUAGUAUCUCCAUUUGAAGAAGCUGUGUGGUUAAGACCGGGCCAGGUUUUAAGCUACUCGUUAAUUACUUAUUACUAUGGAAUAAAAGAGUGUGCUUAAGGUGGCUUUAGGUUUCUAAUAUUCCGCAUUUUGAAUUUUAUGUAAGCAGUUUAUUGUGAAAACAAUAAAAAUUAUGCUUAAUUUAUAAUGUGCGAUGAGUGUUUUUUUUUCUUUUUGACGAAAUAUCUAAAGAUUGUUAUCGUUGGGUAUGAGUGAGAGUUAUUGGGACCCUCGUUCUCUUGACUGUUCAA
Momordica charantia (bitter melon) is the source of this 3018-nucleotide messenger RNA. Its product is annotated as linoleate 9S-lipoxygenase 6. Lineage: Eukaryota; Viridiplantae; Streptophyta; Magnoliopsida; Cucurbitales; Cucurbitaceae. Gene Ontology annotation, biological process: lipid oxidation. The record is from RefSeq and is a predicted model, not a curated record. Gene Ontology annotation, molecular function: metal ion binding; oxidoreductase activity, acting on single donors with incorporation of molecular oxygen, incorporation of two atoms of oxygen; protein binding.